AUGGCGAAGAUUCCACGCAAUUUUCGUCUUUUGGAGGAGCUUGAGAAAGGGGAGAAAGGCCAGGGAGCUGAAGCUUGCUCCUACGGUCUCGCUGAUGGAGAUGAUUUGAUGAUGACCAAUUGGAAUGGCACCAUUCUCGGCCCUCCCCAUAGCGUCCAUGAGAAUCGAAUAUAUAGUGUCAAUAUUCACUGUGGAGACGACUAUCCAGAUAAACCACCAACUCUACAAUUCGUAUCCAAGAUAAACCUCCCUUGCGUUGAUCCUCGGAACGGAGUGGUCGACCUCGGGAAAUUACCAACCCUGGCAAUUUGGAAACGGGAUUAUACCAUGGAGACCAUCUUACUAGAACUUCGGAGAUUCAUGUCACUACCUCAACAUAAGAAGCUUCCUCAGCCGCCUGAAGGUUCAACCUUUUGA
Talaromyces proteolyticus is the source of this 417-nucleotide messenger RNA. RefSeq names its product putative ubiquitin conjugating enzyme. Gene Ontology annotation, biological process: protein K63-linked ubiquitination; DNA damage tolerance. NCBI's taxonomy places the organism in Eukaryota, Fungi, Ascomycota, Eurotiomycetes, Eurotiales, Trichocomaceae. The record is from RefSeq and is a predicted model, not a curated record. Bases 1 to 417 code for a protein of 138 amino acids. The transcript is spliced from 5 exons. Gene Ontology annotation, cellular component: nucleus.